This is a messenger RNA of Aspergillus udagawae, 693 nucleotides long. RefSeq names its product class II aldolase/adducin family protein. The transcript is spliced from 4 exons. The record is from RefSeq and is a predicted model, not a curated record. Gene Ontology annotation, cellular component: cytosol. Gene Ontology annotation, molecular function: aldehyde-lyase activity. Lineage: Eukaryota; Fungi; Ascomycota; Eurotiomycetes; Eurotiales; Aspergillaceae. Gene Ontology annotation, biological process: pentose catabolic process. Bases 1 to 693 code for a protein of 230 amino acids.
AUGCAGCAACCGAGCACCUUUUUGAUGCCUCGCAACAUGGCUCCCGCACUCAUGUCUUCGAGAGCCGACAUCGUGGAAUAUCGGGUAGAGGAUGCUUCCCCCGUUGACCCCGAUAGUCCACCUGGCUAUGUCGAGCGUUUCAUCCACAGUGAGAUAUACAAACGCUACCCGGAGAUUCAUAGCGUGGUCCACAGCCACUCACCCGCCCUUCUUCCAUUCACCAUUACAGGUGUUGAACUACGUCCAUGCGUACAUAUGGGAGGCUUUCUAGGAAACCGUGUCCCCAAGUUCGACAUUGCAGAGUUUUAUUCAGAAGAGGAUGUCCGCGAUCUCCUGAUCAGAAACCAACGGCUAGGGAAACAUCUAUCGGCGUGCUUCUCGGAGGGCAGCGGAAACUCUUCCCACUCGGUAGUUCUGAUGCGAGGGCACGGCUUUACUGUUGUUGGUGGGGGAAUUGAAGAGAGUGUUUUUAGAGCCAUCUAUACGGCUGAGAAUGCGCGGGUGCAAACUGCUUCUCUCACCCUUCAACUCGCUGCCGGCACUGCACCAUUGAAGGAUAGUGAGGCAUUGUAUUAUUUGCAAGACUCGGAGCUGUUCGCUGCAACGCAGAUGACGCGAUGGUCAGUCAUGAGACCGUGGAAUUUGUGGGUCCGCGAAACUCAGGCAAAUAAACUGUACAUAAAUAAUGCCUAG